Messenger RNA from Coregonus sp. 'balchen', 2163 nucleotides. Lineage: Eukaryota; Metazoa; Chordata; Actinopteri; Salmoniformes; Salmonidae. The record is from the annotation of a GenBank genome assembly.
UUGGUGAGAACACAGCACGUUGUCACAGCAACCCUGGGAGAAGAUGCAAUCUUAAACUGUGAGCUCAAGAAACCCAAAGACGUGCGGCAAGUCACCUGGCAAAAACUGACAACUGGGGCGAAUGAAAAUGUGGCCUCCUAUAGCAAAUACGGUCCUGAUGUCAAUCUACCUUUUAAGGGGAAAGUGGAGUUUGAAGACGAGGGACUGCAGAACUGCUCUAUCAUCAUCAGAGGAGUGUCAAGGGGAGACGAGUGCUGCUACAAGUGUCUGUUUAACACCUUUCCAGAUGGAGCUAUCAGCAGCAAGACCUGCCUCCAAGUCAAUGGUAAAAACUGGUUACAUUAUAUACUGUAAAUGAUUAACCCAGAACAACUUCUUCAGAAUUUCAGGGAUCCAUUUUAUCAAAUCAUACAUCCAAUGUCUUGCAAGCAUUUAUCAAAUGGAAUCAAAUCAAAUUGUAUUGGUCACAUACACAUUUUUAGUAGAUGUUAUUGUGGGUGUAGCGAAAUGCUUGUGUUCCUAGCUCCAACGGUGCAGUAGUAUCUAACAAUUCACAACAAUGCACACAAAUCUAAAAGUCAAAGAAUGGAAUGAAGAAAUAUAUAAAUAUUAGGACGAGCAAUGUCGGAGUGGCAUUGGCUAAAAUACAGUAGAAUAGAAUAUAGUAUAUACAUAUGAAAUGAGUAAAGCAGUAUGUAAACAUUAUUAAAGUGACUAGUGUUCCAUUAUUAAAGUGACCAGUGAUUCCAUGUCUAUGUAUAUAGGGCAGCAGCCUCUAAGGUGCAGGGUUGAGUAAUCGGGUGGUAGCCGGCUAGUGAUGGCGAAUCAUUUAGUAAAUCAUGUAAAUGAAAACAUUAUAGUAUUUACAUUCACUGUGAACUGCGUCUGUUGUUGUUCUGUAGAGCUGUAUGGACCCUCACUCCUCAUCACACAAACCAACAACAGUCACACCACUCUGUCCUGUUCUGCUACUGGACGACCUGCUCCUAUAGUGACCUGGGAUGACAUGAUGAUAGAACAUUCCACCACGGUCGAUGUCACCCAUCCCAAUGGAACUAUCACUGUGACAACUACUGCAACAGUGGCAGUGGCCAGUCUAACUGACAAAGAGGUUAGGUGUGUUGUGUCACUGUCCUUCAGUGAUGUCACCAAGAAUGCUUCCAUGGUGAUUCCAGCUAGGGAUCAAGCUUCAAUUACUGGUGAGAAAUGGUUAGGGAUUAUACCUCCAUAAUAUAUUGACAUGAUCAGGAUGAUGUCAUGAUGAUGUACUGCCUGUCUUCAUGAUGAAGUACUGCCUGUGUUCAUGAUGAAGUACUGCCUGUGUUCAUGAUGAAGUACUGUCUGUGUAUUUCUAUGUUAGGUCAAUCUCAGGUCUCUGAUGAUGACUGGAUCAGUGGUAAGUGGUUGUUAUUCUAAUAAUGACAAGUCAUAAUCAACCUAUUGACUGGCUCUUUUACUAUUUAACUUUCAGGUGUAGUGCAGAGCCAUAUUUACAUGUAAGAGGCCUUGGUGUUGUGUCCCUGGGAAUUUGACCUCUGUCUUCUCUUGUCAUCUCUCUCAUUCACAGGUACAGUGGUUGGUUCAGUGGUUGGUGCAGUGUGUCUCAUUGCUGUAUUCUGGGUAAUGUGGCUGAAAACGAGGAGAAAAUAAACCUCCUCCAGGUAGAGAUAAAAAAAAAGAUUUCCUUGAAACUUAAAACAGUUACUGUGAAUUCAAUACGUGAUUUAGCUGCCUUCUGUUUACUUAAUCAGUUGAUCUCUGAUGUGCAGGAAAAAAAACUUACCGGACCCUGAAAUCAGCAGAACUCCCUUAAAGACACCACCACCAUCCAAGAAACAUGACAAUUACAUUCACUUCCUGAGAAUAUUUGCUAUACAGGUUAAAACACAUUCUUCAUGAUUAAAUAAUUGUAAUAAAAUAAUAAUGAAACCGAUGAUGUGGUUCUUGUCAGUACAUUGUUGAUUUUAAUUUAUUUCAGUUUCACACCAACCUCCAGUCCAUCACACAUGUGAGUAUCUCUACCACCUGAAGAGAUUAAAAUACUUUUAUUUGAAAUAGCUUUUUAAGAUAAAUAAUAAUUAUAACAAGAACAAGUACCUUCUGUUUUUCAGGCCGCACUCGUCAACCAGCUCGUCAACAAAGCGUAGGAUGACUAAGAAGUAG